Molecule: messenger RNA, 2802 nt
Organism: Caenorhabditis auriculariae
Lineage: Eukaryota; Metazoa; Nematoda; Chromadorea; Rhabditida; Rhabditidae
Source: the annotation of a GenBank genome assembly
AUGGCCAGUCCUUUGUGCAAAAAGCAGCGAUCAAACAAAAAACGGUUUCAAUAUUUAUUGGCCACCCUGUAUAGUUAAAGCGAAAAAUGAAAUCAAUCCAUUGAAAACAAUCUCGUAAAUUAAUAAAAGAGAUAGAGGAAAAUGAAGCAAUAUCUUAAUCAGAAAUAAUGUUUUAUUAAAGGCGCACGCAAGGGGGAACACCGAUAGCAUCGAAGCGAAGCGCCGAAAGGGGUUCUCUAGCUCCGAGGAGAAUUAAAAUCGUGACAAGCUGGCGCGGAAUGACCUAUAGCAGGGGCUAAAAACCUUCUCUUUUCAGAAUUUUUUUUAUUGGAAAUCGGCAUCCUGCUUUAAUUUCGAAACAAAUCAUUUAACCUUCAGUUUUGAACAAAUUAGUCGCUCGAAGACAUUUGAUGAAAUGAAACUUAUUUUUAUCCAGAAGAAUUUUAAGUUUUUGAGAGCUUGAACAUUUUUACUUGAACCCUUAUGUCGAAUUUUUUUCGCGCGCAAAAGGCUGGAGUGCUAUCCAGUUGAUGUAUGCUUAAACCUCAGUUUCCCGAACAGAAUCCUGAAUUUUUUCAGAUUCACAGCGGUCCACUACCCGAUCCGACACAAGCAGGAAUGGUGGACGGUGAAGGUGGCCAAAUUGUCUUGCCCUGAGAAGUUUCGAGCAUGACCUUGAGGGUUGUUUGCAGAUGACCCGGGUGCUUCUCGUCCUCCAGUGGACCCUCCCACUUCUCUGCAUCCUCCCCUUGAUUUUCACCAGCUUCGGAUUCGUUUUCGACCAUCAGUCGGGGUCCGUCGUCUUUGCCGCCAGUGAUCAUCGAUUUCAUAAAGUUAUUAUUAUUUUUUUUUUUCGAAUGGUUUUGGGCUCAAAGUAGUGUGCUAAAUUGUGAAUUUUUGGAUAUCAAAUCAAUUUUUCUGUUUGAGUUUAUUCUGCCAGAAGUUGGGGGAAAAUUAGUUAAGAUUAUGGAGAAAAAUUAUAAAAAAUUAAGUUUUCCUACUCCCGGCCUGUUAUGCCUUAUCAUUUGAGGAUUUUAAGGUUUUUUGAUUCUCUUGUUUUUUUUUUUUAAAUGAAUUCAAAGCUUUUUUUUCUCAGGAUUUAGGAUAAAGUUUCAAGCUUCAAGGUAGUAAACUCUCGAAAAAAAAUGGGGGAUGAAAUUUUCCUUUUUUUGGAGUCUUACUUUGCUAAAACUGAUCUACAAAUUCUAAAAAAGUCAUUCCAAGACCGGAAGUUCUGACUUAGAUUUCACAAUUUACUUUUGCAUAAGGAUUUUAGUAAUCAAUAAAAACUGAUAAGAAGUACUGAAUGUUGAACAAGUGUGCUCUAAAGACAUAUUAUGAGAAACGAAUCAAGAAAUUGUUGUAUGUCAGAUCACGGAAAGAAAAAAACCAGGCAUAACGUUUCUAAGCAAAUUUUGGGAUCACUUUUCACCCUUCGGAUCUUUAAAAUCUUCUUUAGCUCAUUUUUCUGGUAACUUGUGCGCUCUAAUCAUACAAUAGUGACGGCUCGGACCUAACGGACGUGCUCCAGACGUUUCUGGGCAUUUCUAGGGAUCACUUAAGAGUGCUGACGCUACUAAAGUGGCCACUAGAAAUGCUCCGAGACGUUUUUUUGGUUCGAUUCUGUAGUUUGAUCAAAUGUCCUCAAGUUGAAAGCUUCGAAAUUUGUUUUCCACGAAGUUCAUAGAACCAAAAAUCAGUCAAUGCAAACAUCACGCUUUCCCAAGUUUUUCGAUAAUCUUUGUACCUGAUUCGUUCGAUUUAACGACACCGUUCCUGAUAUGCGAAAUUGGCAACAUUUCCUUGGUCUUGAAAGUACACAAUUGAGGGAAAAAGAGUGUUUUUUUACUUUGGAAGAAAAUUUUCAAUGAUAAGUUGAUAAAAAUAGAGUUGCCCAUGUAAUUAGGUCUUAAAAAAGUCGAUUUUUCCUUAUUUUUUCUUGGAAUUUUACUAGAAGCGUGAUUUCGAAAUUAUAAGAAAGAAGGCUUUUUUUCGAAUAUUUCAAAAUUAUCAGGUUUUUUUUUCCAGAACUACUUCCUGGGAUUGGCGAUCCUUGAUGGAGUCAUUAUCAAUAUUAUCGUCUCCGUACUGUAUAUUUCAAUAUUUAUUAGGUAUUAUUUUUGUGAAAAUUCGGAAAAAACGUUACGACUCAGAGUUCGAAGCCACGUGGUCGUCCGGAAACCUGGAGAACUCGCCUUGAGAUUGGCCCUCUCGGCUUUCAUUAUUUUCGCCUGUUACCUUUGUUUGGGGGUAAGAUAAUCGCCUAUUAAAUAUUUUCAGAACGUUCGCAAAAAAAGUUUUAGUUUCCUUUCUUUAUGCCCCAUUUCAUAGCUCAAAAAAUUUUGUCUCACAUUCGGGAAGGCUUAGGAAGAGGGGAUUACUGCCUUUGAAAAGUCUUUGCUAACAGCGGAGUGUCGUUUGGUGAAAUUUCAAGUCGUGGCACACAGACUAUAUUGAAGCGUAUAACUUUGAGGUGUUCUCCUUGCUGUCGGCCUUGUCUCCCCCGCCAGACGCCGGCGUCUACCGAACUCUGUGGUUUGUGGUCAACGACGCCCUGUGUGCCUCAAAUGCUCCGGUUCUGUUGGCCUUGAAUAGACCGAUUAGAAAGGUUCGACCUUUUUUCGAACUCUAAAGAGUCCCACAACGAAAUCGCGACUUUUCCCGCGAAAUUCAAAAAUUUCGUGCCCAGAAAAUGUUUAAUCGAAUUAAAAAUCUCCCUUCCAGACGUUUCUACGUCGCCUGGGAAUCUACGCGAAAGCCGUCAGCACCAAAAAUGGCAAUUCUUUGCUGCAAAACUUCUAA